Gadus chalcogrammus (walleye pollock) is the source of this 2256-nucleotide messenger RNA. Its product is annotated as guanylate cyclase soluble subunit beta-2-like. Gene Ontology annotation, molecular function: heme binding; guanylate cyclase activity. The record is from RefSeq and is a predicted model, not a curated record. Lineage: Eukaryota; Metazoa; Chordata; Actinopteri; Gadiformes; Gadidae. Gene Ontology annotation, biological process: cGMP biosynthetic process; response to oxygen levels. The transcript has 17 exons. The coding region runs from base 1 to 2256 and encodes 751 amino acids. Gene Ontology annotation, cellular component: guanylate cyclase complex, soluble.
AUGUACCUGUUUAUUCCACCCCAGUACGGCUUCAUCAACACCUGCCUCAAGUCCCUGGUGACGGAGAAGUUUGGAGAGGAGACCUGGGAGAAGCUCAGUUCCCUGGCUGAGGUUCAGGACACCUUCAUGACCUACGAGGUCUACGACGACACUGUGACCCUGCGGCUCGUCAAGGAGGCCUGCAGCAUGCUGGACGUGUCCCCCGAGGUGGUCCUGAAGCUGUUCGGGGAACACUUCUUCAGCUUCUGUAAGCAGGCGGGCUACGACACCAUGUUGAGAACCCUAGGGGGCAACCUCACCGAGUUCAUAGAGAACCUGGACGCCCUGCACAGCUACCUGGCCCUCUCCUACCAGGAGAUGAACGCACCCUCGUUCCGCGUGGAGAAGAUUGAGGGGGACGGCAUGCUGCUGCAUUACUACUCAGACCGCAAAGGACUCUACCACAUAGUACCAGGGAUCAUCGAGGCGGUGGCAAAGGACUUCUUUGACAGCGAGGUCACCAUGACGAUCCUCAACCAAUCAGAGGAGGACGAGCGCACGGGCAAGAAGGAGCACGUGGUGUUCCUGGUGAAGCAGCAGAAGCGUAGCGCCGCCCUUGUGGUGGAGAAGGGGCAGAGGCGGGCCAAGGACCCCCAACAGGUGAGGAGGAGCUCUUCACUGCCACUGAGGGAAGGUCGCUAUGGACAGGGGCCCCUGCCCCGGGGGGUGAGGAGCCACUGGGGUCUGGUCCGCAGCGUGGUCCUCUGGGGGAAAGGUAACCUACGCUACACCUUUACCCCGUCCUACCCUGACAAGCUGUGGAUGGAGGAGAAAGCUUUCUGCAACGCGUUCCCCUUCCACAUCGUGUUUGACCAGGACCUCAAGGUGAAGCAGACAGGUGUGAACAUCCAGAAGUUUGUCCCCGGUCUGCAGACCAAAGACAUCCGCAUCGAUGAGUACUUCACCAUCGUCCACCCCCAGGUGACCUUCACCAUCGACAGCAUCAAGAAGUUCAUCAACAGUCAGUUUGUCCUGAAGACCCAGACGGAGAUGAUUCCUCAGCACCAGCGCACGGCCCUCAAGCUAAGAGGCCAGAUGGUGUGGAUGCCCUCCCUGGCCUGCAUGCUGUACCUCUGCUCCCCUAAGCUCCGUAGCCUCCAGGAGCUGGAGGAACGAGGGCUCCACCUGGCCGACAUCGCCCCCCACGACACCACACGCGACCUGAUCCUGCUCAACCAGCAGAGGCUGGCCGAGAUGGAGCUCAGCAACCAGCUGGAGAGAAAGAAGGAGGAGCUGAGGAUCCUGUCUCACCACCUGGCGGCGGAGAAGAAGAAGACGGAGACGCUGCUGUACGCCAUGCUGCCGCAGCAUGUGGCCAAUCAGCUGAGAGAGGGCCGCAAGGUGGAGGCAGGGGAGUUUGAGGUGUGCACCAUCCUGUUCAGCGACGUGGUCACCUUCACCAACAUCUGCUCCGCCUGCGAGCCCAUCCGCAUCGUCCACAUGCUGAACUCCAUGUACUCCCGCUUCGACCGCCUGUCCAGUGUCCACGACGUCUACAAGGUGGAGACCAUCGGUGAUGCAUAUAUGGUCGUGGGAGGAGUCCCGGUGCCCACACCUAGCCACGCCCACAGAGUGGCCAACUUUGCCCUAGGAAUGCGAUUGGCUGCCCGAGAAGUGACCAAUCCCGUGAGUGGGCAACCCAUACAGAUCCGGGUGGGGCUCCACACGGGCCCGGUCCUGGCUGGGGUGGUGGGGGACAAGAUGCCGCGCUACUGCCUGUUCGGGGACACGGUGAACACGGCCUCCAGGAUGGAGAGCCACGGCCUGCCGGACCACAUCCACCUCAGCCCCAGCACCUACAGUGUGCUGAGGGGUGAGGGUUUUGACCUCCGGGCGCGGGGGGAGAUCGAGGUGAAGGGCAAAGGUCAAAUGAUGACCUACUUCCUGUUUGAGAACCUGAGGGCGAGCGAGGCCGCCAUCAUGGGACGGGACGGGGCGGAGAGCGGCCUCUACGUAGAGAACCAGCCUGACAACCAGCCUGACAACCAGCAAGAGAACCAGCCUGACAACCAGCCAGGGAAUCAGCUGGAGAACCAGCCUGACAACCAGCGAGAGACUCAGCGAGAGAACCAGCCAGAGAACCAGCGUGAGAACCAGCCAGGGAAUCAGCUGGAGAACCAGCCUGACAACCAGCGAGAGACCCAGCGAGAGACCCAGCCAGAGAACCAGCGUGAGAACCAGCGUGAGAACCAGCCGGAGCAACGUCAAGCGGACUGA